Globicephala melas (long-finned pilot whale) is the source of this 2010-nucleotide messenger RNA. It is a transcript of the gene DPH7, whose product is annotated as diphthamide biosynthesis 7. Gene Ontology annotation, biological process: protein histidyl modification to diphthamide. Gene Ontology annotation, molecular function: protein binding; diphthine methylesterase activity. Lineage: Eukaryota; Metazoa; Chordata; Mammalia; Artiodactyla; Delphinidae. Gene Ontology annotation, cellular component: cytoplasm. The record is from RefSeq and is a predicted model, not a curated record.
GAGAGCAAGAGUGGACUGGAUGUUGAUGAGCCUCAAAUUCGUUUGGGUCGUCUCUACCUGUAUAGUUUCAAUGAGGACAGCUCUCCUUGCCCCCUGGUUGAGGUGCAAAGAAGAGAUACUUCGGCGAUCCUGGACAUGAAAUGGUGCCACAUCGCGGUGGCCGGCCAUGCGCUCUUGGGAGUGGCAGAUGCUUCUGGGUCCAUAGAGCUACUCCGCCUGGUGCGAUCCGAGCAGAACUCUCACACACUACAGCCGUUCUCCCACUUUGCCCUGGAAAAGCAGUGUCUGGCCUUGUCCUUGGACUGGUCCACUGGGAAAGCCGGAAGGGCCAGUGACCAGCCCUUGAAGAUCGUUGGCAGCGACUCCAGUGGGCAGCUCCAUCUCCUGCAGGCGCACCAGGCAGGGCCAGGAAUGCAGGCUGUGGGCACGUGGCAGGCCCAUCACUUGGAGGCCUGGGUUGCUGCUUUCGAUUACUGGCAGACGGAAGUCGUGUAUUCAGGUGGGGACGAUGGCCUUCUGAAAGGCUGGGACACCAGGACCCCUGGCACAUCCGUGUUCACAAGCAGGAGACACUCCACGGGCGUGUGCAGCAUCCAGAGCAGCCCCCAUCGCGAGAACAUCUUGGCCACGGGAAGCUACGACGAGCACGUUCUUCUCUGGGACACUCGGAGCAUGAAGGAGCCGUUGGCGGACAUGCCCGUGCAGGGCGGGGUGUGGAGGCUCAAGUGGCACCCUUUCCACUCGCACCUGCUCCUGGCAGCGUGUAUGCACGGUGGCUUCACGAUCUUCAGCUGCCAAAAGGCCAUAGAGGAGCAUCAGGAAGUGCUCCCAGUCACUCUGUCCCACACCUUGCCCAACUCGCUGGUGUAUGGAGUCGACUGGUCCUGGCUCUACUUCCGCCGCUUGCCGCAGACCCAUCCGUCAUUCUGCUUGGGGUCCUCUCCUGGCAGCGACCCAGGAGCCAAAACAGCAGACCCAGUCUAUACCCUCAAAGUUGCGGCCCAGUCGCCAGCACCCUGUUUUGAGCGUCUAGCUGAUGCUGAUGGAGAGGGUGGUACCAAACACCAGAGUGGAGGCAAGCUGAAGAGUCCUCUCCAGCCCUUUGCAGAGGAGAAGAGCGGCGGCCGGCUGCAUGCCUCGGGGGUCGAGAUCUGUGACUGUGACCAGUACCUGGAGGCAGCCACCUCUGACGCCAGCCUUCUAGCCACUUGCUCCUUUUAUGAUCAUGUUCUUCACCUCUGGAAGUGGGAGAACAGCUGAGCUAGGGAAGUUACUUGGUUUGACCUCGUAAAGACCAUUUCCACCAAUAAAACCAAGAGUAUGUCUACCUUUUCUGAGAAUGAAGUAUCCUCAGACCAUCUCACUGACAUUCUGGCUGCAUGCAGGUUUUCUGUAUAGGGCUCAGUGCAUCUCAUGGAAUCUCCAGGUAGGCAGUCAGAAAAGCUGUUGGCCUCCUAAAUAAGCCUUAUCUGCUGGGGCCCUUCAAAAUGGUGAUUCUGUGGCAGCAGGGGGCAGGGUGUGGGUGGGGCGUGGUUCCCAGCUCUGUCUUGUCAGUUUCCUGUUUCUGACUUUCAGUUCUUCAUACUUACUUAAGCAACUGUUUGUAUUAACUAAAAGGAGUGGCUUUGUUUUCUUAAGCUACUUUGAAACACCAGAAGUAGUUUUAUAUGAACAUUAAAAAAGCUCAUGUCAUGGCCCCAGAAGUGCUUGUAUAGCCUCCUGUGCAGAGAAGCAAAAGGAAGUGUAUACACGUUCUGGGUUGCUUUAGCAUGUCAUAAACUUGAAAUACGUUGUCAUAUGCUGAAUUAGUCAUACUUCCUCACUGCGGCUUCAGUAAACCGAGUAGCUUCCAAACCUGGACACGGUUUAACUCCAGAAACAUAACUGGGUUUGUGACUGAUCUGACUCCCAUAGAUCAGUUCCUCCUUGUCUCUCUGGAAGGAACAGAUGUUGAAGUAUAGGCCACUGUGGAAUUUGUCAGCUCCUCAGCAUCCACUAAUAAAUACAACA